Phycodurus eques (leafy seadragon) is the source of this 2996-nucleotide messenger RNA. It is a transcript of the gene dph2, whose product is annotated as diphthamide biosynthesis 2. The record is from RefSeq and is a predicted model, not a curated record. Lineage: Eukaryota; Metazoa; Chordata; Actinopteri; Syngnathiformes; Syngnathidae. Bases 296 to 1795 code for a protein of 499 amino acids. Gene Ontology annotation, molecular function: 2-(3-amino-3-carboxypropyl)histidine synthase activity. Gene Ontology annotation, biological process: protein histidyl modification to diphthamide. The transcript has 6 exons.
GAAACGCCAUGAUAUCUGUGGUAGCAUUAGCACGUGUGGCUGUUACAUAUAACAUUUAGCCGGCGAACGUAAUUCCAUUUAAUUAUAAUUUUACGUAGAAAUGUGUAACUUUUGUAACGUUAUUAGUAGUAAAUAAUACUUUCUGCGUCACAUGUCAAUUGGGGUCAUAUGGUUUGAAAUUAGCUUGCGGCUUAGAUAAAGUUUACAAACAGGACGUAAGUGUUUAUAUUAAAUUAAGUGUUCUCAAGUAUUAUAUGAUUCCGAAGUUCUUAAAUAACUGACGUUGUUAUUAUGAAUGGCUAAUGUGUGUGUCCAGGUUCUUUCGAUUGUAUGUACUGUAAUCAUGACAGAUGCGUUCAGUGGCAGCUCGGCAAAUGUAAUACAACGUCAAGUUGACGUCCAAGAGACGAGGAGCACUCCUCUGGAAAAGAUUGAUGAGUUUUAUCAAAUCCAGAAAACCUGCGACUUCGUCUGUCGGAAUCACUUUGGGAAGGUCGCUCUUCAGUUUCCUGAUGCACUUCUGCACGAUUCGACUGCAGUUGCAGCUGAGAUUGAAAGGAUUACUCAAGCAAAGGUGUACAUUCUAGGGGACACAUCUUAUGGCAGCUGCUGUGUGGAUGAGGUGGCAGCAGAGCACGUUGGAGCCGACUGCAUGGUGCACUACGGACGCGCCUGCCUGAGCCCAUCCAAACGGCUGCCCCUCAUGUACGUCUUUGAGAGAGCAAGCAUAGACUUGGACAAGUGCAACUCGGCCUUCAGAGAACUGUACACUGACACGCAAACCCACAUCCUCAUCCUGUACGAUGUCAAAUACACUCAUGCUAUUGAUCAUCUGGUGACACUGUUGUGUGAAGACUAUCCAAAUGUUGUUUCUUCACGACUUUUUGUGGAAGGCGAGCAGUGUUACAGCCAUGGCCAGACUAAAAGAGAGCCUGAUGCAGAGCAGCUUUGUAUUCACUUUGGAAGGGAGCUGUGUCUGAAGAGCGGACUGAGCAUCGAGGAUUACGAUGUGUUCUACGUCGGUCAAGAUGGACCGACCUUGCGAAACUUCAUGAUGACGUGGAACCGCAGCUCCUUCUCCUCCUUCGACCCCGUGACAUCGGCUGGGAGGGUGGAGUCGGCCGGUGUCAACCGCACGCUGAUGAAGCGCUUCUACGCUAUAGAGAGGGCUAAGGAUGCCAACGUGGUGGGCAUCUUGGUGGGCACUCUUGGCGUGGCCAACUACCUGUCAAUAAUCCAGCAGUUGAAAGAGACGAUCCGCAGUGCGGGCAAGAAGAGUUACGUGUUCGCCAUGGGGAAGCUGAACGUGCCCAAGCUUGCUAACUUUCUCGAAAUAGACAUUUUUGUUUUGAUUUCGUGUCCGGAGAACACACUACUGGACUCCAGUGAGUUCUACCGACCAGUGGUGACACCGUUCGAGAUGGAAGUGGCCUGCAACAGGAACCGCGAGUGGUCUGCGGAAUACGUCACUGACUUUCGACAUCUAUUGCCAGGUGGACAAAAUUAUGUGCCUUUGGCAGAGGGGCAGAAGGAAUGUGACGAGACGGAUGUGUCUUUAAUCACCGGAGCAUUGAGGAGCCACAAGCUGGACUGCGAUCAUGCAAAGCCCUUGUGUGGCUCCUCACUUGUCCUAAGGAACCAGGCGCUGACUGUGGCCAACACCAACUCUGCCGCAUCGUUUUUAGCGACACGGAGCUGGCGCGGCUUGGAGCAGAAGUUGGGGGAGACAUCCGUGGGGAAAGCUGUGGAGGGCAGGAGAGGCAUCGCUAUUGCCUAUGAAGAAGAAGGAGCAUAAUAGCAACACGUAUUAUUUCUUUAAUUACUGCAAAUUAUUAAUAUUUUGACACUUUUAAGGUUUUUUUAAAGAGGACAUAAUAUGGAAAAUUUACUGCAUCCUUUAAGCAUCUCACCACGUAAGUUUCAGUCAGUUGUGUAUUUACAUUUGCAAACAUCAUUGGCCAAUCACAGGAACUUCCUCCACAAAGGAUGCAGGAAAGAUGCCAGUGUUUCCAUUCAAAUGUCCUUCAAACCAGUCCUGGUUAACUGCAGGGGGAAAAAACAUUUCAUCAUGUCUGAAAAGUUCUCAGAAAUAUUAUGUUUAAAGGGAUAGUUUCUCACUUGUAGAGACGAGUGUGAUUUUAUCCCCCUGAAUAAAACUGAGAUCCUCGGGAUUUGUUGACUCGUAGGAGUGAAUUGCCACCAAAAUGAUGUCAUUGUUCUGUUGCUUUACUUCAGUUCGCUAAACAAGAACACACUUAUUUCAUACUCAGUGAUAAACUGAAUUCCUCACAUAUGAUCAUCAUGUAUUUAGAAUGUUUCAUGAUUAUCCAGCAUUAAUUUACAGUGUAUUCAGAGCAUUUCACAUAAAAACUAUCAAAUCGUUUUCACUUAGUUUUUUUUUAUUUUUUAUUUUUUAUUGGCAUUUGUUUUUACUUGUACUCACUUCUUGGGUAAUACACCACAAUGUGAGGUGCUUGCUCUGAGCACGACUCCAAACACUCUCCAUGUCUGUGUCUUCAUUCAUGGCACUUGUUGAGUCUGAUGUUAAACUACAUUGAACACAAGUUUCCAGCUUAAUCAAAGAAACUGCCAGAAUAGUGUGUGUCAUAAUGUGCACCCUACCUCAACGUGACUGACGAGGAAGAGAGGUUCAGUUUUUUACUGAUCUUUUCAAUCAGUGUCGCGUAAGUGGAGCCACUUGCUAGAGACACUGCAAAGUUGAAUGUGUAGUAAACUUUGACAAUACACGUGUUGUCAGCAGGCUGAGUUUCCUACGGCGAGGACACAGCCAUUUAGGAAAGUCAAAAUAUUUUUCUUAUUUUCUGAAUGCAUACCUUCUGUUGUGAGUCUCCAUUGCUGAUGUUAUCACGAUCAAGACCUUGAGAAAAUGUGAUGCACAAGCAAUUCUUCAAUUUGUUUUCAAUUACCAAACGGCAUAUAGUUUGUCAAUUGUGUUUAAAUAAAUGUUUACCUUGUUUCCUUUCUGGCCUUGUUGG